AUGUCUUUGGGAUAUGCUUGCAAGGUCGUCACCGUGGCGGCAGGCACUGCCACUUUGUAUGCGGUGACUGACAAUGGAGACCUGUAUUCCUGGGGCCAAGGGGGCCGAGGGGAGCUGGGCACUGGCGGGAUGUCAAAGCUGCUGUCCACGCCCACCAAGGCACCAUGGGCUAAUAGAAUAGGGGCCGUUGCGGCAUCUUCAGGAGGUCGGUUCGCUGCUGCACUUGACCAGAAUGGAAGGCUGUACACUUGGGGAGAAGGAAAAUUUGGACAGCUUGGACAUGGAGACACAAGCAAAAAAACUACUGGGCGGGUUGUGAAGGCCCUGCAAGGCUGCGAGGUGGUGGACAUUGCAUGUGGGGCAGAUUUCAUGAUGGCAAUAACUGCCUGGAAGUCGCGCUCUGCGGGGAGAAAUAUUACCCUGACCAGAACUGUUGAACCCCCAAGUCUCCCUGCGAGCGAGGGAAACAACAACGAAGCACCAGAGAAUUCCUCCCCGGAGGGACAUUUUCGCUACAUUGAUGUUGAUCCAUGCUCCUUGGGUUCUUCCCCCGACAUUUUCGACCCAUCAAUGGAUAGACGAUGUCAGAGGCGAUCCAGAAGGCAUCAUGGCGGCACACGGCCUUUCACAGCCCCGAGUGCAGAACUUACUGCAGAUAUGCUUGACAGUGAAUUUUCUGGUGUAGAAGUCCUUAGUUCUUCGUCACCGGACAUAAGAAACCACCAACGCACAAGACGCUCAGAAGGUGCGUCCACAUCAUCCGCACAAGGCUGGGUGUCUGGAGACGAUAUGCAGAGCAGACUACCAUCAACUUCCAACCACGGCUCUUCUGCAGUGCCCAUUCCCCAGAGAAGUGUGGGCAGGCUGGCCCCUCACUGGCCAGCGCAGACUGGAACCGGGGAUACAGGUCAUUCACCUGGUGGUGUUUGGGGUCUAUCAUGCAGCAUCGAAGAAUUGACCCGAGAGCAAUUCGACCACUCACCUAAAGGCCAGCAGAUGUACCACGCUAAUCUCCGGCGCGCCCUCAAGGCGUUCGCCAACGAUCCCAGUCGCCGGGAGCUGUAUUUCUCCCCCACUCUCACGUCCAGUGAUCGCCACAAGAUGCACAUAGUGGCAGAAGGGCUGGGCCUAGCGCAUGAGAGCGUUGGCCAGGAGCCCUCACGUCAGUUGAUCAUUCGGAAGCCAAGCCAGAGGGGACAUUGGCGAGCUCGCCCCUUUCAUGAUGUGGGGGAGUCUGGUGUUCAUUGGUACCCUAAAACAGUUUGA
Molecule: messenger RNA, 1266 nt
Organism: Ostreobium quekettii
Lineage: Eukaryota; Viridiplantae; Chlorophyta; Ulvophyceae; Bryopsidales; Ostreobiaceae
Source: the annotation of a GenBank genome assembly